Notolabrus celidotus (New Zealand spotty) is the source of this 4283-nucleotide messenger RNA. RefSeq names its product TBC1 domain family, member 30 (gene tbc1d30). Lineage: Eukaryota; Metazoa; Chordata; Actinopteri; Labriformes; Labridae. The record is from RefSeq and is a predicted model, not a curated record. Gene Ontology annotation, cellular component: endoplasmic reticulum. Bases 217 to 3468 code for a protein of 1083 amino acids. The transcript is spliced from 14 exons.
GGGCGGGUCCAUUGUUCCUCCUGGAGGAGGGGGGGGCCGGAUCAUCGAAGAAGGAAACAAGAAGCUGUCAGACAGGUCUCCACCCUCCGGAGGUGAGGAGUGGAGUGCUCCAGGAACUCUAUCAUCCUCGAGACGCUCAAAGAAAAGUUUCCAGUUAUUUUCUAACUUUGAUAAAAACUCAGAAACUGUCUCAGUCUGUUCACUGCUGAUUAAAAGAUGGCGUCUGAGGUGAGUCUACACCGUUUAACCGGGGAGGAACUUCUGGAAGUGGACAUAUGUGACGCUGGAGGAGUCUGCUCCGAGGAGGAGAGCGGGGUCUUUGUGAACUCCGUCCCCUCCCUCCAGGAGGAUUUCUCCGGGCUCCAUCAGUGGACGAUCCGCUCCGGGUCUCCUAAUGACACAUCAUCCCCCCAGAGGACCCCCGGGGCCGCGGACAGCAGCGACUCUGACACCCCUGGAGGAGGAGGAGGAGGAGGAGAGGGUGCGAGGAGCUCCAUAGUGGACUGUCUGCUGGUGGAGCUCUAUGAGACGUACAGUGGAGGCGGCAGGAUGAACGUGGACAGCUGGGACAGCUCCACAGAAGCGUCCGGGUCAGACGCCUUCCUGGGCCGAAGUAACUCCGGGUCCAGCUUCCUGCAGGAGCUCCAGCAGAAACACACCCGGAGGCACCAGAUGAGCUACCUGGCCCAGAAAGACCCACAGGAGUUGCAGUCGAUCAUCCAGGAGGUCAAAUAUCGAACUGGCCUGCAGUCGGCCAAGCUUCUCCGCCAGCUGAAGAGACGAGACCGGCUCUGUAACAAGCUGCAGAAAAACUACGACUUCAUCACGGCUUGUCUUCAGGCUGUGUCACAGAAACGACGAGUCGACACGAGACUGAAGUUCACCAUCGAACCCUCGCUGGGGAAGAAUGGAUUCCAGCAGUGGUACGAUGCUCUGAAAGCCGUGGCCAGACUCCCCACUGGGAUCCCAAAGGAAUGGAGGAAGAGGGUCUGGCUGACUCUCGCAGACCAGUACCUCCACAGCAUCUCCAUCGACUGGGACAAGACGCUUCGUUUCGCCUUCAACGAACGCAGCAACCCGGACGACGACUCCCUCGGCAUCCAGAUUGUCAAGGACCUGCACAGGACAGGAUGCAGUUCUUACUGCGGCCAGGAGGGGGAGCAGGACCGUGUGGUGCUGAAGAGGGUGCUGCUGGCUUACGCACGCUGGAAUAAAUCAGUGGGGUACUGCCAAGGAUUCAACGUGCUGGCUGCUCUCAUACUGGAGGUCACUGAGGGCGACGAGAGCGAUGCGCUGAAGGUGAUGAUCUACUUGAUUGACAAGGUGCUGCCUGAGAGUUAUUUUGCCAACAACCUGCGAGCGCUGUCAGUGGACAUGGCGGUGUUCAGAGACCUGCUGCGCCUCAAGCUGCCCAGACUCUCCCAGCAUCUCCAUCACCUGCAGAAGGCCGCCAACAGAGAGGCUGGAGGGAGCUACGAGCCUCCGCUGACCAACGUCUUCACUAUGCAGUGGUUCCUCACCAUGUUCGCCACCUGCCUCCCGGCGCCCACCGUGCUGAAGAUCUGGGACUCAGUGUUCUUCGAGGGUUCAGAAGUGCUGUUCAGGGUCGCCCUCGCUAUCUGGGAGAGACUGGGAGAGAGGAUCGAGUACUGUCACUCAGCAGACGAGUUCUACAGCACCAUGGGUUGUCUCACUCAGGAGAUGCUGGAGCACAGCCUCAUCGAUCCUCCUGAGCUCAUGCAGGAGGUUUACUCCAUGGCCGUGUUUCCUUUCCCUCAGCUGGCUGAGCUGAGAGAGAAAUACACGUACAACAUCACUCCUUUCCCUACCUCAGUCAAAUCCAAUGGAAGUGGCGGUCUGGGCAGCUGGGAGAGUGACGAUGACGCCGACAUGGACGAUGAGGACUCGGUGGUGACUGCGCUCGGUUGCCUGGGUCCUCUGGGUGGCCUGCUGGCCCCCGAGCUGCAGAGAUACCAGAAACAUCUGAAAGACCAGCGAGGAGAGCAGGGGAACAUCGCAGAGCUCAGCCCCGGAGCAGUGGGAGCCGGCGGGGCAGGUGGAGGAGGAGGAGGUGGAGGAGGUGGAGGAGGAGGAGGAGCCAGAGCGGAGCACCAGGCGGCGAUCAACAGCAUGAUGAUGGAGAGAAUGAGCACCGACAUCUACGCCCUGAAGAAGCAAUACGCACGCAUCAAGAAGCGGCAGCAGCAGCAGGCGAUGCAACUCUUCAUACGCACAGAAAAGUGCCCUGCCACCCGAGUCCUGCCCUCCCAGCUCAACUCGUCCAGCACCGUCAUCAACCACCUCCUUCUGGGGCGGAAACCACGAGGAAGCUCCAGGCUCGCAUCCACUAGCACCUCCACCCUGCCAGGGUCUCGCUCUGCUUCUCUCUCCCAGAAUCCAGGCUCCCCGUUCAGACAGUGCAACAGCAGUGGACCUCCCGGCAGCUUCGGAGGAGGCGCCGGGUCGCCCUGGCGUGCUCACGUGCGAGUACAUCGGAGGAAUAUCGCCAGAGCUCGAGCGCAGCUGGGGUUUGGAGAUUCAGAGGAAAGGGAGGAUGAGGAAGAAGAGAGAGGGUCUGUUGGAUUGGAAGAUGAAGAGGAGAGGAAAGUAGAGGAAAGUGAGAAUGAUGGUGAGGAGCAGAUAUGUGAGAGUGAUUCUUCGGCAUCAGUGUUCUCAGAUCCUUCUGGUACCGGGUCAGGGUGUGAAGAGGCUCCACGGGUUCCUGAAGGGACAGAAGACGUGGAGGUUGCUGAGGUGGUUGUGCAGCUGGACUCCCUGGAUCUUCAAGAGAAAUCAAACCUGACCCCUACUAACAGUGAAGACUCCCAGACCACAUUACCAGAGCCCAAACCUGAACCCCAAGUCCCUCUGCUCCCUCCUCCACCGCCCUCAACCCGUCACAAAGAUUCUGACUCAUCCGGUUCAGAAAGAAACGCCUCCUCUCACAGACACUGCCCCCCCAUCGCUUUACCUCCACCCAACCACUCCUUCAACAACCAUUCAUCCUCUCCUUCCACAAUGAGUCCAUCCACCUCUCCAGUCCCCACAUCUCUGGAUCCAUCCAGCUCCUCCUCUCCUACACCACCACCCACCCCAACACCAACCUCCACAUCCUACUUCCCCUCAUCCUCCUCGGCUCACGACCUCUCCUCUCUCCCUCUUCCAGCAUCCUCCACCUUCUACAAAACGUCCUCCCCCUCCACUCCUUCACUUUCCUCCAUCUCCUCAUCGUCUGGCUCUCACAUCUCCUCCUCCCCGUCCACCCCGGCGUUCCAGUCCGACGGCGCCGUCGCUCACAAGCAGCCGGUCUUCUCCCCGUUUCCGUCCGUGAAACAGCCGAGGAAGUCUGCGGCGGCCAGGAACCUCGGUCUGUACGGCCCCACGUCCAGAACACCCACGGUUCAUUUCCCUCAACUCAGUCGGACCCUGAACAGGAGCAGCGGAGCCGGGACCACCGGGAGACGAUAGACAUCUGUGCACUCCUGAACUGAUGAGAGAACCACACGUCAAUGAGAAUCAUUCUAUAACUACACCGUGUUGCCUCCUGCGUACAAAGACAACAACACAUAUCUGAAGAAGAUGAAAUGUAAAGCUCAAAUUAUUUGAUCAGUGAUGUUGAAAUGAGGACAUUGUGGUUCAUCUGAUAAAGGUUCAAUCAUAAAGAGACAUUUAGGAAUUCUUCUAUCAAGUGAAAUGUAUUGUUUCAGCUGCGUUGGCACUGUACUGCCAUGAUAACACAGGACUAUAACAGCAUCUAGCCCUUUACAGUGGCCUAUGCAGAUCCUUGUCCAUAAAGGAAUCAUGUUUAAAGAAUAAAUGUUACAUUGCGUUUGUGUUGGAUACCUGUGUUUGGUGAACCUUGAGAAGAGGAUCCUCCCUGGACUGAAACAUGAAGACCCUCUCACCUGAACAUCUGCUUCCUUCUAGUCCCAUACUGACCACAUGUGGUGGACUUUACUCUCUCUGAGUUACACAAAGCCAUCCAGAUGUUUCUAUGCCAAGUAGAAUAACCCAAGACAACAAGACAAGAAGAACUACAAAGAGUCUUCUGAUGUCCUGAAGCACUUACCCUUCACCUGAUGUGUGUACUCUGUGUGUGUAACUUGACUGUUGAACACGAGGAAUGUAAUAUCUUAGUCACUCAUGAAGUAUGUGCGAAUAGGAAAGCCUGGUCAGGUUUGUUUUGACCACUAGGGGGAGAAUACUGUGUACAUUUAAUGUGGAAAAUAAAUCUAAAGGAAUUCCCUUUACAUUUAUUAAAAUAAACCUGCACAGCACCAAGA